CUGUCCUAUAUAUAUAUCAUACUAACCCGGGUUCGAUCCUCACCUUCGCAUUGUUUUUUUAUUUUUUACGAAAAAAAAUGAGAUGACAUGGCAAUUUCGGGUUCUCUGAUUGGUUGAUUUUUCUAUCCUAUGUGGACACCCUCUCCAUGGCUUAUAUCCCCCUUUUAGUAUAGUAUAGAUAUAGAUAUAUAUGAAGCCAUAUCAGAACAACUAACUAAUUCAGUCUCUUUUGGUUAAUUAAUAUGUUGAAUAUUUUUUUUUUUUUGGUAAACUUCGAAAAUAUUGUUUCUUUUCUCUUUGUAUGUUGGAUAUUAAUUUUGUUAUACAAUAGUAUGCACUAAUCUAGGGCAUGCACGGCCGAACAACCAUUUUGAGCAAAACAAUGAAACUGCAUGUCAUUAUCUUUUUGAGUGAUAAAGAACCCCUCAAGUUCAAAAGCUAUAAACGCACAUGUUGUUUUCCUCUUUUCAAGUGUGUUGAAACAAAAACUUAGAAAGGACAAUAUGGUUAAUAACUUAUUUGAAUAAACAAUUCUGAAUUUCUGCAAGGGCCUCUAAGCUCUAAUGUAGAUGUUUCCACAGUGAUAAAGAAAAGAGGUCGGUAUUGGUACUGGUAUUGGUAUAGAGAGGAAGGAAUAAAAUAUCAGUGUGAUUGAAGAAAGAGACUGAAUGGUAUAUGGAGUUGCGCAGGUAUCGAGGUUGAUGGCAAUCUCCAACCCUUGAUCUGCCUUGAUUAUAUGUUUGCCUUCGUAACAAUACUUGCGGAUAAAAACAAAGGAAGUAGAGCUUUUACAGCUAUGGUUUGCACGAAUUUACAGUAGUUUCACUGUUUGAAAAGUAGCCUUUAUCCCUUCAAUAAUUUUAAUAGAUAGUCCCCACAUGUUAGAACUAAAGCUGGAAACUCGCGCACGUUAUGCGCAUUUUAUAGCAAACACCGCCUCACUUUCAAACUGUGGAGGGCAAAGAAGAAGGAUGGAGAAAAGGGAAGAAGGAAGGAAGACUCAUGUUAAAAGAGGGUUGUGGAAACCUGAAGAAGACAUGAUACUUCGAAGCUAUAUCGACACUCAUGGAGAAGGAAACUGGGCAGACAUCUCUCGUAGAUCCGGAUUGAAGAGAGGAGGCAAAAGCUGUCGGUUGAGAUGGAAGAACUACCUAAGACCAAACAUCAAAAGAGGAGGCAUGACGCCUCAAGAACAAGACCUCAUCAUCCGCAUGCAUAAGCUUCUCGGCAACCGAUGGUCGUUGAUCGCGGGUCGCCUUCCGGGUAGGACUGACAACGAAGUCAAGAACUACUGGAAUACCCAUUUGAACAAGAAAUCCAGUUCCAGGAAACAAAAUGCAGCUGAAUCAGUGGAAGCCACUCCGUUGGUCGACAAGCCAGUUAUGUCUACAGAAGUGAGAGGAAGCCAUGGAGGAGGAGAGGGAGAAGAGGGCACUACCACUACCUGGAUGGAGGAGACCAACUUCUUCGCCCGCAUAGAAUCUCCCCAGCCUCUCACUGCUCAUUACCCAGACACUCUUUGUUUUGACCCAUCUUUUGCCUUCACCGAUUGCUUUCCUCUGCUUUAGCCUUUAGGACUUUCCUGAUUCUAUCUCUGAGCGAUAAAUUCUUGCAUAGACUUUGCGAAUCAUAUUAUACAAUUAGUCUAAGCAAGAAUUAAUCAUGAAUUGUAAUAAGCCCUGAUUCAUUGUGGAUCCUAUCCUUAUCUUAUCAAACAUCAACUCCAGUGCAAUA
This is a messenger RNA of Brassica rapa (field mustard), 1734 nucleotides long. RefSeq names its product transcription factor MYB82. Gene Ontology annotation, cellular component: nucleus. The record is from RefSeq and is a predicted model, not a curated record. Gene Ontology annotation, biological process: regulation of DNA-templated transcription; cell differentiation. Gene Ontology annotation, molecular function: transcription cis-regulatory region binding. NCBI's taxonomy places the organism in Eukaryota, Viridiplantae, Streptophyta, Magnoliopsida, Brassicales, Brassicaceae.